UGUGAUUAGGUUGUCAGUAGCUGUCAUACACACACAGAAAUGUUCCAUGACUGUUUGAUUGUGAAAGGUAGAAAUGAUAACCAUAUAAAUAAUGUGCUUGCUCCCAAGCUCAUUUAUUUUAUUUAUUAUUAUAAAAAAUAUAAUAGCCAACAUAACACUUGCACAUAUACAAUAAUUUUUGUAGCAUGCAAGUAAAAGUGUUGUCAUUAUUGACAUCAGCACAUUCUCAGCUUAUCAAGCGCAAUAUCGCUUUAGUGAAAUGCAACCAUAGCCUAACCACAAGGUCUACACUUCAGCAUAAUGGUAGCCUCUUUUAAAUGUCAAAUAUAACUGAACAACAAACUUUAAUAGGUCUUUCCCUUUACUAAAAACACAUCAAACAGCACUUGAUUUCAACGUUUACUCUCCUGAUCUCUCCUCUCCUUUACUCUCCUGUGUUGUGUCUGGUGUGGGUAAAUUGCUUGUCAGUAGAACCUCAUCAUCACAUCUUGUUAGGACUCGGUGUAAAGGUUUAGAUGUAAAUACAUUUUAAUAUAGCUAGUCAGAAGGGAGCUUUAAUGAUUUUUUUGAUUUCUUUUUUACCUUUGUACAACAUGUAACCUCGUUCUUGGGAAGUGAGAGCAAAGCUGUGGCUUUAGUUUAGAUGUGGGAGGAGUCAACGUAGUCUCUGUUCUUCAAACCGCCAUAGCACAUUUAUUUUGUUACUAAUGAAAGAAGAUUCUGCAUUUUCCAGACAACACAAAUUGAUGAUGGAGCUAGGAUUAUCUAACAGUACUGCCGUGGGUUCAGAGAAGAUCGCUCCUGCUGUAGUUCUGGGUUUGUGCUGUUUGGUUGGUUUGCCAAGCAACAUUGUGAUAAUCAUCAUCAUUGUUCGUGAGUGGAACAGAAAUCCGAGCUUCACCUUAAAACUAGUGCUAAACCUUGCGGUCUCUGAUGCUAUGACCCUUUGCUUGGCUCUUUUUGUGCUGUAUGGAAUACUGUUUGGAUGGAAACUCGGCCUUUGGUUCUGUAAGUUCCUGUUUUUUUUGGGUCACUGGAGUCUGUAUGUUGGUGUCCUGACGGUCACCUCCAUGAGCAUCCACCGCUAUCACAAUGUCAUCAAGUCAAGAGUCACUAACAGAAUGAUACUGCACAGACUGGAAAGACGGCACAGGCGCCUUCAGUUGAUUGGCAUCUGGAUUCUAGCCUUUGCUUUUUCCCUACCAGUAUUUUUUACUCAAGGACUCAAAGACAAGGAUGGACUGCAAAGAUGUCAGAGGAAAAUGGAGUCACAGUCUGUAGAAGUGACUGUUUUGCUUUUUGAGAUCCUGUUGGGGUUCAUCAUUCCAUUUUUGACAAUGUUGACAUGUUAUCUAUGGUUGGACAAAGGGUUGAGACAAAAAGCCAAGAGCUCCAGUCUAACUAUAGCUCCACAGGACCAGGAACCCAGAAACCAGGGGACAGACUUUAGGACUUACAAGAAAAGACUUGUGAUCAGCAUCGUUGUGUCUUUCUUUCUGUUUUGGACUCCUGUGCACAUUAUCAAUGUGAUUGAUAUAGUCACUUCUCUGACUAAAACAUCUCAUCCAGAUGUUCAUUCUCAACUGAAUUCCUUUCGCCUAGUAUGUGGUGAUGCAAGCAAGACUCUGGCUUUGCUAAACUGCUGUCUGAAUCCUUUUCUCUAUGUUUUCUUUUCAAGAAAUUUCAUAAAGUGUACUAAGUAGAAACCAUAUUUGUUCCACAGUUACAUAUUCAAAUAAUUGUCUGCUAAUUUGGGAUAAGUUUGUUUUAAAAAUGUGUUUGUUGUAAAAAGCUGCAUUAAUGCAAUUCUGAAAUCUGUGAUCUGCCAAAGGAUCAUC
Messenger RNA from Cyprinus carpio (common carp), 1838 nucleotides. Its product is annotated as leukotriene B4 receptor 1-like. The record is from RefSeq and is a predicted model, not a curated record. Gene Ontology annotation, biological process: G protein-coupled receptor signaling pathway; immune response. Lineage: Eukaryota; Metazoa; Chordata; Actinopteri; Cypriniformes; Cyprinidae. Gene Ontology annotation, molecular function: G protein-coupled receptor activity. Gene Ontology annotation, cellular component: membrane.